Phalaenopsis equestris is the source of this 343-nucleotide messenger RNA. Its product is annotated as DNA-binding protein S1FA. Gene Ontology annotation, biological process: regulation of DNA-templated transcription. Gene Ontology annotation, molecular function: DNA binding. Lineage: Eukaryota; Viridiplantae; Streptophyta; Magnoliopsida; Asparagales; Orchidaceae. The record is from RefSeq and is a predicted model, not a curated record. Gene Ontology annotation, cellular component: nucleus.
GGGAAACAAUGUCAUUGUUGAAGAAGAAUCAAAAGGACUGAACCCUUCAUUGAUAGUUCUGUUAGUCAUCGUUACUUUACUCCUGCUAUUUUUCGUCGGAAACUACGCUCUCUACGUGUAUGCCCAAAAGACACUUCCGCCGAAGAAGAAGAAACCCAUCUCCAAGAAGAAGAUGAAGAAAGAAAGGCUCAAACAGGGCGUUUCUGCACCUGGAGAAUAAAUAAUAAACUCUGCUCAUUGAGUCUCUAAUCCAUAUCUUUCAUGUCAGUUUAUAUUUCCUGAAGAAAUUGUUAGGUGUGGACUGUGUAAGAUAGGUAUUUAAUUGCAGCAUUGCAUCAUGUCA